Molecule: messenger RNA, 1832 nt
Organism: Exophiala xenobiotica
Lineage: Eukaryota; Fungi; Ascomycota; Eurotiomycetes; Chaetothyriales; Herpotrichiellaceae
Product: allantoicase
Exons: 1
Coding region: 256-1437 (393 amino acids)
Biological process (GO): allantoin catabolic process
Molecular function (GO): allantoicase activity
Source: RefSeq, a predicted model, not a curated record
CGUGCUUCGGCGGUCUCCGCGAUCGCCUCGUAUCUGUCCGAAGCAAACGGCGAAAUGUUUUGUGCUUUGGAACCCUCUGCUGUUGAUUCUUUGGCUUGGAACUUAGGGAAAAUCUCCUAACUUACAAAUAUCUACUGGACUUGGCCCAAUUAUCAAAGCUCAUUCCGUCCAGCUGGCAUCGAUACAAUACCUGUUUUAGUGCUCGAGAUCAAGUCGACUCUCCCAGACUGUCGACGCAGCAGAUCACCUACCACGAUGGAAGUCAAUAUUGUACCACAGAUCAUUUCUGACGCUGCUGUGGACAAGGGCGAAUCUCCACCUGCAGCCAGCUCAGACGUGGCUACGAUACCUGUGCCUGCGACCCUCAUAGACACUACCUUCUCGUCAUCUACGAGCCUCGCGACUUCAGUGUUAGGGGCUAAGAUUGUCUCCUUCUCCGACGAAUGGUUUGCCUCUGCAGAGAAUCUGCUCACAGUAGGCCCUCCAAUUCGCAGGCCGGGAGUUUUCGUGCACUCAGGAGCAUGGUAUGAUGGUUGGGAGACAAGAAGACAUAAUCCUAAAGAGUAUGAUUGGGUGGUGAUAAAGCUGGGCUGCGUUGGAGUAAUAGAUGCCGUGGAAGUGGACACGGCUUACUUCAAUGGCAAUGAGGCACCAUAUGCAGGCUUAGAUGGUUGCUUCGUGACAUCUGAACAAGAGGAGGGCAGUGGUGUCGACAAAGAGGAUUUCGCUGGAUGGACGGAGGUGCUCCCUCCUUCCAAAUGUGGACCUAGCCAGCGGCAGGCUUGGAAGGUCUAUGGGCCAGGAGUGACCGGGAAGCAGUUCACUCACCUGAGGUUAAAACAAUAUCCAGACGGCGGCAUUGCCCGGUUGAGAGUGUAUGGGAAAGUCGUGCCCCCACCAUUACCGACAAGUGCAGCCAUGGGCGAAAGACCAGUGGAAGAUCUUGCCAGUGCAUUGAACGGCGGUGUCGCGAUCGAGUGUUCCGACCAGCAUUUUGGCGGCAAGUCGUAUCUGCUCCUACCAGGUCGGGGAAAAGACAUGGGUGAUGGUUGGGAGACAAAGCGCAGCAGGACGAAAGGACACGUCGACUGGGUGAUUGCCAGGUUGGGAUUGAAGGGCAAAAAGAUUGAGAAGGUGGUGGUUGACACCAAAGACUUCCGUGGAAAUUUCCCUAGGGCAGUCAAGGUGGAAGGUUGGUCAAUGGAAGUUGCUAAAGCAGCUUUAGGGACGGAGCCCGAGCCAAAGGCUGACGAUGCCGGAUGGGUGCCGUUGACUAAGGGUGAACAGCCUUGUAGAGCUGAUAUCGAGCAUAUCUUCGAAGGAGGAGACCUCGUCGCCACCGACGCCCCAGAUGGCCAUGUCUGGACGCAUGCCAAGAUGACGAUUAUCCCAGAUGGCGGCGUGAAGAGGUUACGAAUCUUUGGGAGAAGAGCAUAGGAGGAGUGGUUCCAUCUUCCCGAAACCAUACUCGCACGAGAUCGACUUCGUUGGACACCAAGUUAUACUACCUAGGUAGGUAGUAGCUGGUCUCAACGACGAUACCUACCAGGUAGGUGCCAGGUACCUUAGGUUAGGUGCCCUCGGUGCCUAGUAGCCGCGGUACAGUACCUAGCUAAGAUGGCUUGGUUAAGGAAGACUGGUGGGUGGCUACAGGGAUUUUCUAGCCUGACCUUCUGAAGAAAGUCAAGCCAGUCGUGGCCAGUCAAGAGUCGAGUCUCGAACUCGAUGGUCGUGCCAAGACCGAUUUCGGCCGGUCAAGUGGCACUUGUGAACUUCUCCGCAAAAAAUUGCUUGCACUCUUCCCAUUGUCUCUGCUCUCUCGCUUCCGCCCG